Molecule: messenger RNA, 5268 nt
Organism: Anopheles funestus (African malaria mosquito)
Lineage: Eukaryota; Metazoa; Arthropoda; Insecta; Diptera; Culicidae
Product: tetratricopeptide repeat protein 21B-like
Exons: 4
Coding region: 449-4474 (1341 amino acids)
Biological process (GO): protein localization to cilium; intraciliary retrograde transport
Cellular component (GO): intraciliary transport particle A
Molecular function (GO): protein binding
Source: RefSeq, a predicted model, not a curated record
CUGUGAUGGCACGUGUCAACUUGUAAUAUACAUUUGUAUUCAUAACAAACGAGUAAUCAAUGAAAUUGUUGUGGAUAAUCUUUUCCAACCAUCCAUAGAAUAUUUCACAAACUUUUGGGAAGUUUGUUCAGUUUGUCAUCAUUUGUUCUGAUUACUGGGUUCUGUAUUUGUUUGGGUGAAUGUCCUAUAGUGAUUUUGAAAUCUGCUGUCAAAUCUUGUGUUUUGUUGUGCUUUAUUUCGGGUUUGGGGCUUGUGGUUUAGCUAACAUAUUUGAAGAAGUGUUAUUCAUUAAUACUCAAUUUCAAUUGCAAUUACAUUGUGUUAAGCUUACAACGUAUGUGCAUAAGGAAUGCAGUGAAAAAAUCUGUUUGUGAGUCGUUUGAAGCAUCGGUGUUUGAUUGUGAAUAUGCCUAGUGAAAGCUAACGUAAGAUAUUUAUCAAUAUCAAAAUGGAAGAACACGACUAUCGGAGUGUAAUUAUCUACCAUGCACGGAACCGGUACUACUACACGAUGCAACGUUCUGCCCUGGAAGCGAUGGCAAAGUAUACCAACGACGUUAGCUUCCGGUUCUUGAACGGUCUCGCACUGAUACUGGACGGGUUUCGGCUACAGGAAGGAAUCCGCGAGCUAAACCAGCUUCGUAACGAAACCGAUCUCGGUAUGGCGGUGACACUCUGUCUAAUGUACACGCACAAACGAUGCCACAUCGUCGACAAGGAAGAGCUGAUCAGCCUCGAUGCGCAGCUGAAAGAGGAGCGAAAGCGUUUAACGGCUCAAUCGGCAUAUUAUGCGGCCUUGUUUCUUCAUCUGAGUGGCAAAACGGAGAAGGCGAAAGAGUACGCAGAUAAGGCACUGCGGUUGGCACCGAACCACUCGGAUAUAUUGUCCCUGAAGGGAUGGUGCGAGCUGCUGCUGGGUAAAAUAAACAAUCAAACACUAGAGCUGUUUAACCGUGCGCUGGAAAUCGGUGGCAAGCAUCUCGACGCGUACCUGGGACAGGUUAGGUUUUAUCAGCUUAACAACGACUUUGAUGCGGCAACGGCGGUACUGAACCAGGUCGCGGUAGGAUUUCCAGCUGUGAUUAUACCGUUGGUCGAGAAGAUGAAAACGCACCUUGCCAACUGGCACUGGGAGCACACGUCCGAGUUGGCAAACCGCAUUCUGGCGGAGAAACCGGCCAGUCUGGAAGCACUUACAGUGAAGAUAAUGGUGCUGAUAGUGAAAGAGGGCAACUACACGGCAGGUGCGAGUGCGUUACAAUAUCUGGCGAGUUCGGUUGAGAAGAUAGAACCCGGGAACGGGGAGCUGUUUCUGCAACUCGGUCAACUAUACUCGGUCGUAUGUGGUCGGGAUACAAACGUGCUGGCCGAAACCUUUAAACUUGUCGAGCGAGCAGUCAAGCUGAAGGGUUCCAAUGCGGAGUAUCUAACAGAGCUGGGAUAUCAAGCGAUACUGCAACGAAGGUACCGGGAGGCAGUGGCCCAUUUUAAGAACGCUACCAAAGUAAACGAUAGCUCGAUCAAAACACUCUGCGGACUUACGCUCUGUCAGAUGCUGGAAAAUGGCGUAUCGGAUCAGGUGAAGCAACAGCUAGAGUUUCUAUCCGAAGUGCAGGGACGUACGCCGAACCCGCUGUUACUGUUUAUGACUGCUAAGCUGCACGCCGACAACCCAGCCAAAGCGACCGAGCUUUUGUUAUCCGCUUCCGAAGCUCACUUUAAAAAUUUGAAAGCAAUCCCUUACGGUCCCGAGUAUUUGCGUCUGUUUAAUCCGGACUUUCUACUGCAGCUCGUGCACGAGCUGCUGGUCCAUUCGCCCGUGAAGGGAAUGUCGGUGGGUACGCUACGUUCCACACCGGGUGAGCUGCAGCAGCAUCCGGUACUGCUGCAGGCGGUUAACCUACUCGAAUCGGUUGUGAAAGCUUGCCCCGGAUUGGUGGAAGCCGUAUAUCUGCUUGCGGUGGUGCAGCGUCUCGGUGGGGAGAUAGGGCUAGCCUCGGCAACGCUCAAUCGCAUCCUGCAAGAGCUCGAUCCGGCCUAUUCGAAUGCACAUCUGCUGCUGGCGGAGGUACACAUCGAGCAGAAGCAGUAUCAGCGUGCCGCACAGAAUCUGGAGAUAUGUCUCAGCCACAGCUUUAAGGUGCGCGAAAAUCCGAUGUACCAUCUGCUUUACGGAAUGAUUUUGAAGCACCAGCAACAGUACGAGGAUGCAUUAAAAAGUUUCUUUGUGGCGAUGAACUUAUCCGGUAUUGGUACGUCGGUUGGUAUUACCGGUGGUACGAUUGGGGUCCCACCUAGUGGCUCGACUACGAAAGGAUCCAUUGAUGUAGGUGGUGCACAGCAUCUCAAUAUAGCGGAUCGGCUUACGCUCUAUUUGGAGGUGAUUGAAACACAGCAAAAGCUUAACCAGCAUACCGAGGCACUGAAGCUGCUCGAGCUGGUAUCCACCGAGUUCGGUGGCACCACGGAGGAAGGUCGAUUGGUACUGGCGAUGGCAGAUUUUUAUUUGCAGCAGGGUAACCAAACGAAAGCUAUCGAACUGUUGAAGAAAAUGCAACCGAACCAACCGUAUUACCUGCAGGCGAAGACUAAGAUGGCGUACAUCUAUUUGAACCAUCGCAAGGAUCGGUUAACAUUUUCCCAAUGUUUCCGUGAGCUGGUAACGAACUGUCCGAACGCAUCUAGCUACCUGAUGCUCGGUGAUGCGUACAUGUCCAUCCAGGAACCGGACGAUGCGAUCAAAGCGUACCGCGAAGCAAUAAGACAGAGCCCGCACGAUGCACUGCUGGCAAGCAAGCUCGGCCGUGCUUAUGUGCGCACGCAUCAGUAUCAGAAAGCAAUCGCAUACUACCAGGAAGCGAUACUUCACCCGGAAAAUUAUCCGCUGAAACUUGAUCUUGCGGAACUGUACCUUAAGCUGAAGCAGUAUCAAAACGCGGAACAGACACUUGCCGAGGAGCUGAGUGGUAAAGUAAGUGAUUCUAACGAGCUGUCAGCGUUACAAGUGCGUACCAAACAGUACCUGUUGCUGGCCCGCAUUCGGGAAAAGGCGGGACAACUGAAUGCGUCUCUUCAGACCCUGAAAGAGGCAAGGGAUAAUCAGCUAAAGGUGCAGCAUCGUUUACUUCUCGAUCAGUCGGCUACCGGCAUACCGAGCGAACAGAACAAAAUGCUUGCAAGAAUAUGCGUCCUGAUGGCGGAACAGUCGCAAGCGAUACGCGACAACGAGCAGAUGAUACAUCAUUACAAAGAAGCGCUUAAGUACACGCCGAACGAUGCGAGCGUAAUGGCAUCGCUUGCCCGUAUCUACAUGCAGCUAAACCGUAUGGAUGAAUGCCAAGCGACCUGCGUACAGAUCGUACAGCUUGAUCCGAACAACGAGGUGGCGCUCGUGAUGAUGGCUGAUCUCUCCUUUCGACGGAUGGACUUUGAAAAUGCGGCCUACCAUUUCUCGCAGCUGUUGCUCUAUCAGCCUACGUACUGGACGGCUUUGGCGCGCUUGAUUGAAGUGCUCCGGCGCAGCGGCACACUGGUGGAGGCAGCCAGCUUUCUGCAGCGUGCCGAAGAGGAAGCGACACGGUCGGAUUGCGAGGCGGGACUCAGCUACUGUAAGGGGUUGUGUGAGUGGUACCGGGGCAAUCCUAACAGUGCACUGCGCCUGUUUAACUACUGCCGCCGUAACGAGGAAUGGGGCCAGCAGGCAAUAUACAAUAUGAUCGAAAUAUGUCUCAAUCCGGACGGUGAUCUGCCGUCCGAAGGUUCCGUUAUCGAUAUCGGGGCGGAUGAUCUCGAGAUAAAGGAUUCGCGUGCGAUGGCACUACGCACCGCGGAACGUUUGCUGAACGAGCUGAAACCCCGUCCCGGUGUGCUGGACAACGAGGCACUCAACCAUCGGUUGUUGGAAAAUUUUCUGCUCGUCGCAUCCCGACAGAAGCACAGUGUCGAGCAGGCGCUGCAAAACUUUACCACCAUCGCAUCCCACGACGAGUACAUCGGAGCGGUCUACGGUAUGGCCGUCACGCACGUGAUUUUGAAGCAGAGCCAGCGGGCUAAAAAUCAGCUGAAGCGUGUGGCAAAAAAUACCUGGACGUUCGAGGAGGCGGAGUAUCUGGAGAAAUGCUGGCUGCUGCUGGCGGAUCUGUACAACCAGGCGGGAAAGUAUGAGCUGGCGACGGAUCUGCUGAAGCGCGUGCUGCAGCACAACAAAUCGUGCACGAAGGCGUACGAGCUGGGCGGAAUAGCGUUCGAGAAGGAGCAAAACUAUCGUGCGGCGGCAAUGUAUUACGACAGUGCGUGGCGUUACUGUGGCAAAUCGAAACCAAACAUUGGCUACAAGCUGGCCUUUAACUACAUGAAAAACAAGCGAUACGCUGACGCGAUCGAUAUUUGCCAGCAGGUGCUAAAAAUCCACCCGGAGUAUCCGUCGAUACGCAAAGACAUUCUGGAAAAGUGUAGAAAUAACCUUAAAGUGUAAAGCUCUGAAACACUUUAUUUCGUUUACAGCGUAAAUAUGUUUGUGGUUUUCAAUUGAUUUUACUGUCCUUUUGGGACGACUUUUUGAAACCGAUCAGCAGCAUCUUCUCUCUGAUGGUAAAAAGGUCAUUUUAGUGAUUUUUUAAAAAAAGAAAAUUACCUCAAAUAUUGAUUUGGAAAUAUUUAAAGAAAAAUUAACAACAUUCAAGAGUACAUUAAAAUUGUUAAAAAAAAAACAUAAGUUGACGUAUUUACAAACCGUUCUUCGGAGCGUUGUUAGAAGCUGGCUGUACGGUACCCACCGGCAUUCCGUCAAACAUGAUCUGAUUUCACAAAUUUAUUCUUGUAAGACUACAUUAAACUUGGGGUUCCGACCUGUAAAGUGUUGUUAAAAUAAUAUUGUCAAAUAUUGAUACAACAAAUUUUAUACGACAUUUCUCAGAGCUUCAGGGCAAAAUAGCAAAAAAGAAUGAUUUUUCUAGCGUGUUGAUUAUAAUAUCUUCACUUAACACAACAUAUUUAUUUUGCCGAAAAGGAGGUCUUUCUUCAAAUGGAGUAUAAUUUUAGUAAGAGAUCGUUUUCACUUAGUUUAAUCAACUCACCAAUUGCCUUAAUGCACUCUGCACAGUAUAACCAAGGAAACAAUUGUUAGGAAGUACAGUUUAAAGUUUGGCACACAUUCCACACAAACUUUUAGAAUUAAUAUUUAUUCAUCAGUAAUUACACUACAAACUUGUAUCUUAGCAUCGCCGUCGUUAUUUUCCGAUGCAAAUAAACUAAAACAUCUUUAAUACA